This is a messenger RNA of Saccostrea cuccullata (small rock oyster), 945 nucleotides long. RefSeq lists its product as uncharacterized. The transcript has a single exon. Lineage: Eukaryota; Metazoa; Mollusca; Bivalvia; Ostreida; Ostreidae. The coding region runs from base 1 to 945 and encodes 314 amino acids. Gene Ontology annotation, molecular function: nucleic acid binding. The record is from RefSeq and is a predicted model, not a curated record. Gene Ontology annotation, biological process: DNA integration.
AUGGGAACAUUGUCUUUGGAUAUAUUGAAACCAUCUCCUGCAUUCUUUUAUACUGCAGUGGAUCUGUUUGGACCACUCACUAUUUGGGACUCAGUCAAAAAGAGAACACAUGGAAAAGCUUAUGGGGUCAUAAUUACUUGUCAGACAUCAAGAGGUGUUUAUAUGGACUUGGCAGAUAGUUAUAAUAUGGACAGCUUUCUGAUAGUCCUUCGUAGAUUUGUAUCUAUCCAUGGAUAUCCACGUAAGAUGUGGUCCGAUGUGGGUUCCCAGCUUACUACUGCCUCAAAGGAAAUCAGUGAGAUGAAUGAAAAUUGGGAUUGGCAGAGAAUAAAAUCUUUUGGAGUUCACUCUGGCAUGGAAUGGGAAUUUUGUAAAUCAGCUGAUGCACCAUGGGAAAACGGAUGUUGCGAGCCUCUUAUCAAAACAGUCAAAUCCUGUCUUUCCAGUGCUGUAGGGAAUGCUGUGAUGUCCUUUUCAAAGUUACAGACUGUUCUGUUUGAGGUUGCUAACUGUAUGAAUGAGCGGCCCAUAGGAAUGAAGAGCAACGAUCCAAAUGAAGGAACUUACUUAUGUCCCAAUGACCUACUUCUGGGAAGAGCAUCUUCAAGAGUUCCACCCGGGUCAUGGACACAAAAAGAGUGUUUUAAAUACCGAUGGAAAUUUCUUCAACAGGUAACCGAUUCCUUUUGGAGAAGGUGGAUACGCAACUUCUUUCCAACUCUCAUAAUUCGUCAAAAGUGGCACACAAAGACCAAAAAUGUCCAAGAAGAGGAUAAUGUUCUAGUAUAUGAUAGCAACGCAGUGAGAGGACAAUGGAGAAUGGCUCAAGUAUCCUGUGCCAAACCUGGCAGUGAUGACAGAGUAAGAGACGUUGAACUUCGUUACAAAGUCCAGGAUGCAGGAACAAGUUAUCAGGGACUGAUAGUUACAAAGGUUCGUCGGUAA